AUGGCCAAAAUUAAGGCUCCGGAUUUGCGAGGCAAGAAGAAAGAGGGGCUGUUGAAACAGCUGGGCAACCUGAAGGUAGAGCCGUCCCAGCUGUGCGUGGACAAAGUGACAGGCAGAACUGCGUCCAAGUUGUCCAAGAUCCGAGUUGUCCACAAAUCCAUUGUCCGUGUUCUCACCGUCAUUAACCAGACUCAGAAAGAAAACCUCAGGAAAUUCUACAAGGGCAAGAAGUUCAAGCCCCUAGACCUACGGCCCAAGAAGACCGGUGCCAUGCGCCGGCAGCUCAACAAGCACGAAGAAAGCCUGAAGACCAAGAAGCAGCAGUGGAAGGAGCGGCUGUACCCGCUGCGCAAGUUAGUUUGCGGUCAAGGCCUGAGCGCGGGCCUCAAUAAAACAACAGAACUGAUGUUGAUCUUAGAAAUUCUUCUAAUAGAACUUGUGCCUGCUAAUCUUCAUCACGGUCUGUUUCUCAGACAUCCCAACAGACAAGAACAAGCUUAUCAGAGUUCAUCUCCUCCCUAA
Molecule: messenger RNA, 522 nt
Organism: Tupaia belangeri chinensis (Chinese tree shrew)
Lineage: Eukaryota; Metazoa; Chordata; Mammalia; Scandentia; Tupaiidae
Product: 60S ribosomal protein L35
Exons: 2
Coding region: 1-522 (173 amino acids)
Biological process (GO): translation; maturation of LSU-rRNA from tricistronic rRNA transcript (SSU-rRNA, 5.8S rRNA, LSU-rRNA)
Cellular component (GO): ribosome; cytosolic large ribosomal subunit
Molecular function (GO): mRNA binding; structural constituent of ribosome
Source: RefSeq, a predicted model, not a curated record